AUGCAGGGAGAUGCGGCGGCGGCACCAUCCGUGGGGCUCUCGGCUGGAACCGGCUGGAAUCCACGCGCAGACACCUCUGCCUGCGUCCAGAUGGAAGUGGGCUGCCUGCCAACAGGCCAAGGCGCUGAGGUGGUGAUCGCCAACUCCAGCGUCGUGCUGGUGCCCUCGGCGGCCGUGGCGAGUGGGGAGACCUUCCAGCGCGCGUGCGGUGACUUCACCAACGGCGAGCAUGCCGCGGGCCCAGGGGAAGCCGAAAGCCGAAGACCGAGACGCUCACGUCCAGCAUAG
Molecule: messenger RNA, 288 nt
Organism: Effrenium voratum
Lineage: Eukaryota; Dinophyceae; Suessiales; Symbiodiniaceae
Source: the annotation of a GenBank genome assembly